AUGGAGACCGAGUCUGUUGACAUGAUAAUGGCAACUUCUUGGCAAUCCGAGGAGACUCUAAAGGGUCGUCAGAACGUGGCAACGUUGGGCAAGGAGAGGCCAUGGAGCGGCUCUGUUGCAAACGCUAGGGAGAUGGCCACUUACACCGGCCCCGUUGGCGCUCUCGACGGUCUACUUAUGGACGUUCCGUCAGGUGCGACGUACGAAAGCAUGGCCGAACACCACAAAGGUCUCGACGUUGUACGAGAAGUCGCUAGUGAGGGUGCUCGGCCAUGGAAAAUGUACUCCGGCCAUGGGGGCGGGCUUGCACGUCAGUGUCGGUGCCAUUGGUGCUGA
Messenger RNA from Bipolaris maydis ATCC 48331, 336 nucleotides. NCBI's taxonomy places the organism in Eukaryota, Fungi, Ascomycota, Dothideomycetes, Pleosporales, Pleosporaceae. The record is from RefSeq and is a predicted model, not a curated record.